Messenger RNA from Thalassophryne amazonica, 1002 nucleotides. RefSeq names its product four and a half LIM domains protein 2. Gene Ontology annotation, molecular function: transcription coregulator activity. The transcript has 6 exons. Gene Ontology annotation, cellular component: nucleus; Z disc. The record is from RefSeq and is a predicted model, not a curated record. Lineage: Eukaryota; Metazoa; Chordata; Actinopteri; Batrachoidiformes; Batrachoididae. The coding region runs from base 122 to 961 and encodes 279 amino acids.
GGUGGAGUAAUGCAAUCAGGAGUAAGAAGAGCGCAGCCGGAGCCACCGCCUCCUUCAGUCUGCUCAGACUCCACACAGGCACACACUCCUCAGACAGGAAGGUGAGCUGCCCAGUGCCAAAAUGACUGAGCGCUAUGACUGCCAUUACUGCAAGGAGUCCCUGUUUGGGAAGAAGUACGUCCUCAGAGAGGAGAAUCCCUACUGUGUGAAAUGUUACGAGAGUUUGUACUCCAACACCUGUGAGGAGUGCAAGAAGCCCAUUGGCUGCAACACCAGGGAUCUGUCCUACAAGGAUCGUCACUGGCAUGAGGACUGCUUCAAAUGCUUCCAGUGCAAGCGCUCCCUGGUGGACAAACCAUUCUCCACCAAGGAUGAGCAGCUCCUCUGCACCGAGUGUUACUCCAAUGAGUAUUCUUCCAAGUGCCAUGAGUGCAAGAAAACCAUCAUGCCGGGCUCCAGGAAAAUGGAGCACAAGGGGAACAGCUGGCACGAGACUUGCUUCACCUGCCAGAGGUGCCAGCAACCCAUUGGCACCAAAAGCUUCAUCCCCAAGGAAAACCACAACUACUGUGUGCCCUGCUACGAGAAACAGUUUGCCAUGCAGUGUGUGCACUGCAAGAAGCCCAUCACCACUGGUGGCGUGACCUACCGUGACCAGCCCUGGCACAAGGACUGCUUCCUGUGCACUAGCUGCAAGCAGCAGCUCUCGGGACAGCGGUUUACCUCCAGAGACGAUUUUGCUUAUUGCCUCAACUGCUUCUGCAACCUUUAUGCCAAGAAGUGUGCCUCUUGCACCACUCCCAUAAGUGGCCUUGGAGGAAGCAAGUACAUCUCCUUUGAGGAGCGCCAGUGGCAUAACGACUGCUUCAACUGUAAGAAGUGUUCCGUGUCUCUGGUUGGACGCGGUUUUCUGACCGAGCGUGAUGACAUCCUGUGUCCAGAGUGCGGCAAAGACAUCUAACGGGCUCAAGGAGAUGAGGAAUACAGAUUGGAUUGCCAUAA